AUUCCAGGAAGUUUGCAUAGCUCCCUGGACUUCUGCUCUGCACUGUCCUGCAGGAGUGGGCGGGAAAAGGAAGUGGCUUUGAGGCAUACAGAGGGGCUUGGUGAGGCCACCAGAGGAAGCUUCUGCCACCAAUGUGGGACCUGUGCCCAGCCUGCCAGAAAAGAGCAUCUGAAAACAUGUAUCAACAUGGUAACCCCUCUGCUUGAAGCCUCACAUGGCUCCUUAUUGCACUGGUGCUGAACACCCUAUGGCUGACCGUGGCCCAGCCUCUGCAACAUUUCUGCUCCUCUCCAGUGGUGAAGACCCAGCCUGCUGAGACUCCUCCUGUAGUUCCUCAACAUGCCUGCAUUUCUGCUGCCUCAGGGCCUUUGCGAAGGUUGCUCCUUGUAACCGGAAUGCUCUUCCCUCCCUUUUUUAUUCAAAAGACUGCAAUUUUAAUUGAAGAAAUUUCCCUUCCAAGGUUCAUGAGUUGCCUGACUUGCCCACCUACUUCCUGCAGGAUCCCUUGGCCUGGCACUUAGUGCUCAGGAAAUAUUUGUUGAUGGACCAACUGAGUGAGAAGGUGGGAUCUGGUGGGAAGGAAAGCGGAAAGGUAGAAAUUCUGCUCACUUCCUCAUUCCCACCUCCCAAGGAACCCCUGGUGUCCCUGUGGAACCCGCUUUGGGAACCAGUGGUUCAGGUCAGCCUUUUCACUUUGUACUCAAAGCCACAUCUCAUUGAAGCCACAGGUGGGGCAAGGUCAUGCAUGACCUGGGUCUCCAAAUCCCUUCACCCUAUUCGGUUCUGCAACGGGGAUUACGGGAGCCCCACCAUUUGUUUUCAAAGGAUGUCCGGGCUCCAGGACAGGAUGCCCUGGGUCACCUGAUGACAGGUGUGGUGGUUGGAAAGGGCCUGGUUUCAGCUCCGGGUACACUUCCUCCUUCCUUAUGCUCCCUGGUGUGGCCUCUUCCACGUCCUCAGAAUCCAGCUGUUACUCCAUCCGUGGCCUUUCGGCUUUAGGCUCCCCCCAGAUACUCUGACCCAUGGAUCCCCUGGGCCCAGCCAAGCCACAGUGGCCGUGGCGCCGCUGUCUGGCCGCGCUGCUGUUUCAGCUGCUGGUGGCUGUGUGUUUCUUCUCCUAUCUGCGUGUGUCUCGAGACGAUCCCACUGUGUACCCUAAUGGGUCCCCCUUCCCAGACAGCACAGGGACCCCCGCCCACUCCAUCCCCCUGAUCCUGCUGUGGACGUGGCCUUUUAACAAACCCAUAGCUCUGCCCCGCUGCUCAGAGAUGGUGCCUGGCACGGCCGACUGCAACAUCACUGCCGACCGCAAGGUGUAUCCACAGGCAGACGCCGUCAUUGUGCACCACCGAGAGGUCAUGUACAACCCCAGUGCCCAGCUCCCACGCUCCCCGAGGCGACAGGGGCAGCGCUGGAUCUGGUUCAACUUGGAGUCCCCAAGCCAUUGCUGGCACCUGAAAGCCAUGGACGGAUACUUCAAUCUCACCAUGUCCUACCGCAGCGACUCCGACAUCUUCACGCCCUACGGCUGGUUGGAGCCGUGGUCCGGCCAGCCUGCCCACCCACCGCUCAACCUCUCGGCCAAGACUGAACUGGUGGCCUGGGCAGUAUCCAAUUGGAGGCCAAACUCCGCCAGGGUGCGCUACUACCAGAGCCUGCAGGCCCAUCUCAAGGUGGACGUGUACGGACGCUCCCACAAGCCCCUGCCCCAGGGGACCAUGAUGGAGACGUUGUCCCGGUACAAGUUCUAUCUGGCCUUCGAGAACUCCGUGCACCCCGACUACAUCACCGAGAAGCUGUGGAGGAACGCCCUGGAGGCCUGGGCCGUGCCCGUGGUGCUGGGCCCCAGCAGAAGCAACUAUGAGAGGUUCCUGCCGCCCGACGCCUUCAUCCACGUGGACGACUUCCAGAGCCCCAAGGACCUGGCCCGGUACCUGCAGGAGCUGGACAAGGACCACGCCCGCUACCUGAGCUACUUUCGCUGGCGGGAGACGCUGCAGCCUCGCUCCUUCAGCUGGGCACUAGAUUUCUGCAAGGCCUGCUGGAAACUGCAGGAGGAAUCCAGGACUCGCUUGCCUGAAGCUUCACCUGCCUGGGGACUCACCUGCCUGGGACGGUCACCUGUUGCAGCUUCACCUGCCUGGGGAUUCACCUACCUGGGUCCUCACUUUCCUGGGGCCUCACCUGCUGGAGUCUUUGGUCAGGUAUGUCCCUUACCUGGGAUUUCACAUGCUGGCUUCCAGGAGCGUCCCCUUCGGAAGCCUGGCCUGCUGGGGACCUCAUCUCCUGGGGACUUUGCCUACUGGGGACCUCGGCUGUUGGGGACUUUACCUGCUGGGACCUGCUCCCAGAGACUUUCCACACUGAAUCUCACCUGCUAGGAGCCUCACCUUCUGGGCUCCUCACCCUGGAGGGCACUGGGCCCUGGGAACUGGCGCCCUUGGGGUCCCACCCACGAGUGAUGGUUCUGGCUGAUUUGUUUGUGAUGUUGUUAGCCGCCUGUGAGGGGUGCAGAAAGAUAAUCACGGCACUGUUUCCAGAUGUAAUACUGCAAAGAAAACCGAUGAUGAGGCCGGGCGCGGUGGCUCACGCCUGUAACCCCAGCACUUUGGGCGGCUGAGGCAGGCAGAUCACAAGGUCAGGAGAUCGAGACCAUCCUGGCCAACAUGGUGAAACUCGUCUCUACUAAAAAUACAAAAAUUAGCUGGGCGUGGUGGUGCGUGCCUGUAAUCCCAGCUACUUGGGAAGCUGAGGCAGGAGAAUUGCUUGAACCAGAGAGUCGGAAGUUGCAGUGAGCCGAGAUCACGCCACUGCACUCCAGCCUGGCGACAGAGCGAGACUCUGUCCCAAAAAAAAAAAAAAAUUAGCCGGGCGUGGUGGCCGGUGCCUGUAAUCCCAGCUACCCAGGUGGCUGAGACACAAGAAUCGCUUGAACCCAGGAGGCAGAGUUUGUAGGGAGCCAUGAUCGCACCACUGCACUCCAGCCUGGGUGACACAGUGAGACUGUCUCAGAAAAAAAAAAAACGAGGAGUGUCCCUUUCUGAGUGUGCAA
Messenger RNA from Pongo pygmaeus (Bornean orangutan), 3052 nucleotides. RefSeq names its product fucosyltransferase 6 (gene FUT6). The record is from RefSeq and is a predicted model, not a curated record. The coding region runs from base 1023 to 2381 and encodes 452 amino acids. Gene Ontology annotation, cellular component: membrane. Gene Ontology annotation, molecular function: alpha-(1->3)-fucosyltransferase activity. NCBI's taxonomy places the organism in Eukaryota, Metazoa, Chordata, Mammalia, Primates, Hominidae. The transcript is spliced from 3 exons.